CAUCUUCAUCCAUCACCCUCGUCCACAGAACUCCCGCGAGGCGCAUCCAGUCGUCGCCAUGUUCUCCAGAGCAGCUCUCCGAGUCCCCAGGGCUGCGUCUCUGCGCGCCAGGGCCCCUGCCUCCUUUGCCCUCGCCAGCCGGGCCGUCACCACCGAUGCCGCUUCAGCUUCUCUCUCCCAGUCGGUGCCCAAGUCCGAUGAUGAGCCCUUCCAGGUCACUCUCAGCGACGAGAGCUUCGAGACCUACGAGCUGGACCCUCCCCCUUACACCAUCGAGGUGACCAAGAAGGAGCUGAAGCAGAUGUACUACGACAUGGUUUCCAUCAGACAAAUGGAGAUGGCUGCCGACCGUUUGUACAAGGAGAAGAAGAUUCGCGGUUUCUGCCAUCUGUCUACUGGUCAGGAGGCUGUUGCUGUCGGUAUUGAGCACGCCGUCACCAAGGAGGACGACAUCAUCACCUCCUACCGAUGCCACGGUUUCGCCCUGAUGCGUGGCGGUACUGUGCGAUCCAUCAUUGGUGAGCUGCUUGGCCGCCGUGAGGGUAUUGCCUACGGAAAGGGUGGUUCCAUGCACAUGUUCGCCAAGAACUUCUACGGCGGUAACGGUAUUGUCGGCGCUCAGGUUCCCGUCGGUGCCGGUCUGGCCUUUGCCCACCAGUACGAGGGCCGAAAGAACGCCAGCAUCAUCCUAUAUGGUGAUGGUGCCAGCAACCAGGGCCAGGUCUUUGAGGCUUUCAACAUGGCCAAGCUGUGGAAUCUCCCUGCUCUGUUCGGCUGUGAGAACAACAAGUAUGGUAUGGGUACCUCUGCUGCCCGUUCCUCUGCUUUGACCGACUACUACAAGCGUGGACAGUACAUCCCUGGUCUCAAGGUCAACGGCAUGGACGUUCUCGCCGUCAAGGCUGCCGUCAAGUACGGCAAGGACUGGACCGUUGCCGACAAGGGCCCCAUGGUCCUCGAAUACGUCACCUACCGAUAUGGUGGUCACUCCAUGUCUGACCCCGGUACCACCUACCGUACCCGUGAGGAGAUUCAGCGCAUGCGCUCCACCAACGACCCCAUUGCCGGACUCAAGCAGAAGAUCCUGGACUGGGAGGUCAGCACUGAGGAGGAGCUCAAGGGCCUUGACAAGGCUGCCCGAAACCACAUUGCCGAGGAGGUUGCCGCCGCUGAGGCCAUGCCCGUCCCCGAGACCAAGGCCGAUAUUCUGUUCGAGGACAUCUACGUCCGCGGCACCGAGCCCCAGUACAUCCGAGGACGUACCACCGACGAGAACUACUACUUCUCCCAGUAAAUGGGGGGAAAUAAAAUAAAAUGAUCUUCUACCGCUGAUGCACCCCCGCCACAUAGCCCCUAAUGAUUCCUCAAAAUUAUCGCCUUUUUUUGUACUACAUACUUUUAGAUAGAGAGGGCGGGAAAGAUCCAGAUGGACAUUCUUAAUUGUAUGUUUGUUUGAUGACCUAAAAAUGAUAGAGUGUCUUUGUGUAUGAAAGCUUUGCGAUUUUUCUCUUCUAAUUGGAUGUAAGGGGGACAUAGAAUUGGCUGGGGGUGCCUUAAGAGCUUUCCUAAUUGGGAAGUAAAAAAUUAUAGGGUGAGCUCCGAGAUCGCACAGCGACGAGGUGGGGGACUGAGUUUUUACAAAAUGUUUAGCUAGGAGUUGAGAAAUAAAUUUGCAGUUUGAUGGGUUUGAUUGAUAGAUAUAUAAAGAGUGUUUCUUUCAA
Messenger RNA from Trichoderma atroviride IMI 206040, 1721 nucleotides. RefSeq lists its product as uncharacterized. Gene Ontology annotation, molecular function: pyruvate dehydrogenase (acetyl-transferring) activity. Gene Ontology annotation, cellular component: intracellular membrane-bounded organelle. Gene Ontology annotation, biological process: pyruvate decarboxylation to acetyl-CoA. Lineage: Eukaryota; Fungi; Ascomycota; Sordariomycetes; Hypocreales; Hypocreaceae. The record is from RefSeq and is a predicted model, not a curated record.